Messenger RNA from Ricinus communis (castor bean), 1368 nucleotides. RefSeq names its product zinc finger protein CONSTANS-LIKE 4. Gene Ontology annotation, molecular function: zinc ion binding. The coding region runs from base 366 to 1118 and encodes 250 amino acids. The record is from RefSeq and is a predicted model, not a curated record. The transcript has 2 exons. NCBI's taxonomy places the organism in Eukaryota, Viridiplantae, Streptophyta, Magnoliopsida, Malpighiales, Euphorbiaceae.
AUCAACCUUAAUUUUAUUGUUCCUUGAAUUUCAAUCCUUUUCAUUUAUCGAAAUUAGUUUCUUUUCUAGAAAAAGAAAUAUUUAGAGCGCUGGAUAGUAAAUGGUAACCCUUGCAACGUUAAGAACUUCUAAAACCCAAUUGAAGGAAGGAAAAUAGUUUUCAUUUUAAAAAAUUGGAAAAAAAGAAAAAAGAAAAAAGAAAAAAGAAACAGAGGUGAUUUUAUAAGUGAAUAGUUGCAAGUUGCCCUGCUCCAUGUGAUCUGUUUUUAUAAGCACAGGGUGGACUAAAACAUGGACAUAAAAGCAGAACUCUACAUGCAUAUCUCCACCCAAAAUAUUAACCAAGACAGAAGAAAAUUAAAGAAAUGAAGAAGUGUGAGCUAUGCAACUCUUUAGCAAAAAUGUACUGCGAGUCAGAUCAAGCAAGUCUUUGUUGGGAUUGUGAUGCCAGAGUUCAUGCAGCAAAUUUUCUUGUUGCUAAACAUUCAAGAACCCUUCUUUGCCAUCUUUGUCAAUCUUUCACUCCAUGGACUGCCUCUGGACCUAGGCUCAGACCUACUGUUUCAAUCUGUGAUAACUGUGUAAAGGACUCAACUUGCAGACCAGAGAGGCGCAAUAAAGAUGACCGUAACCAUGAUGACGACGACGACGACGAUGAUGAUGACGAUGACGAUGGUGAUGAUGAUACUGGUGAUUCUGAAGAUGAUGAAAGUGGUGAUGGAGGUGACGAAGAUGAUGAAGAAAAUCAAGUGGUUCCGUGGUCUUCUACUUCAGCUCCUCCACCGGCUUCCACUUCUUCUAAUAGUGAUCAAGAAAGCUCUUGUAGGAGUGACGGAGGUGUUUCUCAAUCCAGAAUCGCGUUUUCUUUGAAGCGCACGAGAGAAUCUGCUCAUGAUCAUCUAUACUACUUGUUAUCCCAAGAUAAUUCAAAUGCGUUCGUGUCAAAUGAAUCAGCAUUUGUUGGUACAUCCUCAAUGAUCUCAAGGCCGUUGAAAGACCCGAAAAGAAGCAUGAGAGAGUCUCAAAAGGGGUUGCAGAAAGCUAAAAUUCCUGAAAUUAGCAAGUCUGCCAUAAUAUUUGAAAUCUGCAAACUAAAACAACGAACCUGGAGUUGUUAGUGAAAUUUUUAGUGAAUAUUUGUAGCCCCAGGUAAUUAUUUUCUCUAAUUCAAAGUAAUUUGUAACUUUAAUCUGAGGAUGAUCUGUGUUACUUUCUUUAACCAUUGAUCCGCUUUUAAUAGUUUGUUUCUGUUGUUGUAAAUGUAUAUAUAGUUGUUCUGGUAAUCAACAUAAAAGACAAUUUGUUCUGCAGUAGAUGCAAAUGGCCUUUUAAAUUGCAUCUUCUUGGCAGUGACAGUUUCCUAUCCUA